AUGAAAAAAAACCAGGACCACGUUGUCCGCACAACUUCCUCCAAUAGGAAUACUGAAUCGCUCGCUUACGCUGACGCGUCCAUUAAACCACUUGCAGCUGAUUCUUAUGAACAGAACGUGGACAUUGAAGGUGGAACUGAGAUAAACGAAAAGCUCAAAGAAUCCGGAACACACUCUUCUGCUUUGCAAACCAAACCAGCUGUUCUGACCGUCUAUCCCAAAGAAGAAUCGGAUGCUUCUUCCUCAGAUACUUAUCAAAGUGACAAAAUUUCGAGCCAUCAAGAGACUCUUCUCGCGUCUGCUUCUCACAAAGACAAAGACACCAUGCAUGAAGACAAAGAACGAAUCAUGGAAACAAGGCCCGCGUCUGGAAGAAGGCGAAGACAAGCACAACUCAACUUCUCGGUCAAAAAAGGCACGGGUCCGUUAUCAUUAAAAUUGGACCUCACUGAAGUAAAUGACGUAAAGCAGGAUGGAGCAACCCAAACUUCAGCAAGGGAACCCACUGAUCUGGUUGAUGAGAGUGAAGAAAGACUUUCGAAUUUCACACCGACUACGUCUAAGCUUUUCGUCAAAAUCCCCCUAAAACUGCUGUCAAAUUCCACUGGUGGAAACGGGGUCGUGGUGAUGAAGUCCGACGCAUCUGAUACCCAAAGUCAUGGUUCCGUGUCCGAAGUACAGACUUCUAUGAAGAGCAAGAAGAUCACUCUCAAAACAAGGCCGAGGGUCAGCAGAACAACCAUAAUUCAUGAAAAGAGUAAGAUUCUUCGUUCAAACCCGGGUCCCCUUGUUUCCUUGAACUAUGAUCUAUACGACGAUAACUUGAUCAACGCGUCUUUAAACAGAGAUGCUGCCCUCGAAGAACUAGCUUUUGGCUUCCCUGUCAAGCACAAACCGUAUGCUCUUGACAUAACGUACAUCAUCACAUUUCUCAGCAUGUUUGAGGAAUUAAUCCUGAUUGGCCCUUUGGGACCAGCAGACUUUGAGAAAGGACUAGGUCUCGAAAAUGUCUCCGAAGAGGAGUCUGAAAACUCUAUUCAUGAGGUUUCCUCCACCAUGGAUCUCCUCUUUCGAAGAUUACUCGCUCUUGUGCUCAAUCGUAAAAAGCCGAUUGCAAGUGAUGGCCAAAGAUCAGCUUUGCAGGAGCUCAAAUCCAAAUACAUAUCCUUUGGGCUUCCGCUGGAAUGGAGGGAUGACUCUAAAAUCCACAAAACGACCAAGAUAUCAAGUGGUACCCUGGAUGAUGGCCCCGGUGACCCCAGUCUGCAAAAUUCCGAGAAUGAGACAGCCGAAUUCGAAGGUCCUUUGGAGUUUGUAAAUCCAUUCCAUGAGGCUAGCUUCGAAAAAGAUGGAUUCAAAGGGAUCCAAUCUGCGGAUGACCGAUGUAUCAUGAUGCGUUGCAUGGUCACUUGGUGCUUGUCGGAAAGUACAGCAGUCAAACAAUUUUUCGCAAGCGCCUUUGGCCAGCAAGACACCUCAGGAGAGCGAGAUACAUUAUACGGCUCUCGAGCCAUUUUAAAAGGAUUUACACAUGCGCAUGAGUCAAAAAAAGAUCUCGAGCGUAAGUACUCCCGCAAAGGAAAACCCAAGCAAUCGCCUGAAACCACGAAUUUUCCGAAAUAUUUCGAUCCGACUUCAGACCCAUUGAAUCAUCCUCUUAAUUAUCGUCUUAACGAAUUUGUCGUAGGCGACUGUGGAUUUCAUAUCGGAAGAUUUUAUUUGGUGAGAAUGGCAGACCAUGCAAGCGGAAGAACGUCUUCGAUGGAACAAAUGCGAAGCCUGGCAAAAGAUUUAGCUGGAGUUCGCAUGUCAAGUCCCUCUGGAUUUGCAUUGUAUGUCGAAGACGUACAUGCCUUAUUGACAGAAACCUUGGAGGAGUUUGGUGUUGAAUUUGAUGAGGAUGGCAAUGAAGUACAGAACAAGAGAACUGUUGACGAAUCUCAACAUUGGUAUUGCGUUGCCUCGACAUGUGAUGAAUUGGAGAAUUUUCUUGCCCACCUAGGCUCCAAGCUAGGCAUUUCUGAGGGGUCACAAAAAUCUAUGUCACAAAGCAGUGUUAUUUACCACCCCGCGUUGCACAUGUAUCUGUUCUUAACCCUGCUUCUACCAAUGAUGUUUGCAUAUGAGAAAUUGAAAACUGAAUCGGUUGUGAAGAGUAGAGCAUCCCGAAGAAAGCGAGUGGAAUAUGCCACCCAAGCAGUCCCAGAUGACGAUAAUGAAGAAUAUCUCGGUGGGGAGGAUGAUGACUACUCCGAGGAAGAACAGGACGAAGAGUACAUGGACUAG
This is a messenger RNA of Metschnikowia bicuspidata var. bicuspidata NRRL YB-4993, 2286 nucleotides long. RefSeq lists its product as uncharacterized. The record is from RefSeq and is a predicted model, not a curated record. The transcript has a single exon. Lineage: Eukaryota; Fungi; Ascomycota; Pichiomycetes; Serinales; Metschnikowiaceae. Bases 1 to 2286 code for a protein of 761 amino acids.